UGGCAAUCGGGAAAUACUCUCUGUUUUUGCAAAUCCUCCAAAUCUCAUUCGUUCAAUCAAUGCUCUCACAGCAUCUGUUUGUUUUGAUUUUUGGAUAAAUCCAUAUAUUCUCAUUUACGUUUGUAGAUUUUUCUCUAAUCCCUCGCACGCCACAGCUCCCCUAAAAUAUCGCUUGGCCAACUUGCUCUAUCGUCUCCAUGUGGCCCUUUUACUCGCUUCCUCUGCUGCUAAAACAUAUCACUCUUCACUCUCUUCGAUUUCUCUUCGAAUGUUAACCUUCUCUGGAGAUCUACAUUUUUCUCAAUCAUCUGGCUUUGUUGCAAAACAACGAUAUGCCGGGAAACAAAUACAAUGGCACCCCUGUUACACCCAGAACUAGAUUGGAAAGGCUUCUGCUCAAUAGGGAGCUUCGGAAGUUCAACAGGUUUUUCAAUCCUAGUGAUGAGUUAGACGAUGGUCUCAAAGAAGCUGAGCUCUUUGCAAAUGAUUCAGUUUUAAACAAAGAUGAAAAUUGUGGUCCAUUUAAUGAGGAAACAUUUUCAGAAGGAGUUGAUGGAUCUGAACGGCUGCACAAACAACGCUUAUUGGUGGUUGCCAACAGGUUACCAGUCUCUGCAGUUAGGAAGGGUGAGGAUUCAUGGCAACUUGAGAUGAGUGUUGGGGGGCUAGUCAGCGCACUUUUGGGGGUGAAGGAGUUUGAUGCCAGAUGGAUUGGUUGGGCUGGUGUAAAUGUACCUGAUGAAAUUGGACAAAAAGCAUUAACUACAGCUUUGGCUGAAAAGAGGUGCAUCCCAGUUUUUCUUGAUGAGGAUAUUGUCCAUCAAUAUUAUAAUGGCUAUUGUAACAACAUGCUCUGGCCACUUUUCCAUUAUCUUGGACUUCCACAAGAAGACCGCCUUGCAACUACCCGAAGUUUUCAGUCUCAGUUUGAUGCAUAUAAGAAGGCCAACCAAAUGUUUGCUGAUGUCGUAAACAAACAUUAUAAGGAGGGAGAUGUUGUUUGGUGCCAUGAUUACCACCUAAUGUUUCUUCCCAAAUGUCUGAAAGAAUAUAACAGUAAAAUGAAAGUUGGUUGGUUCCUCCACACACCCUUUCCUUCAUCAGAAAUACAUAGGAUGCUGCCAUCUCGUUCAGAAUUGUUGAGAUCUGUUCUUGCUGCUGAUUUAGUUGGUUUCCAUACUUACGACUAUGCAAGGCACUUUGUAAGUGCUUGCACACGUAUUCUUGGACUUGAGGGUACACCUGAAGGAGUAGAGGAUCAGGGAAAGCUGACUCGUGUAGCUGCGUUUCCUAUUGGGAUAGAUUCUGAACGGUUCAUUAGAGCCCUGGAACUCCCUCAGGUCCAGGAUCACAUAAAAGAACUCAAGGAAAGAUUUGCUGGCAGAAAGGUAAUGUUAGGUGUUGAUCGUCUUGAUAUGAUCAAAGGAAUUCCACAAAAGAUUUUGGCAUUUGAAGAGUUCCUUGAGGAAAAUCCAGAAUGGCGUGAUAAAGUAGUUUUGCUGCAAAUUGCUGUGCCAACAAGGACGGAUGUUCCUGAAUAUCAAAAGCUUACGAGUCAGGUUCAUGAGAUUGUUGGACGCAUCAAUGGAAGAUUUGGAACUCUUACUGCUGUCCCAAUCCAUCAUCUGGAUCGAUCUCUUGAUUUUCAUGCCUUGUGUGCACUGUAUGCUGUUACUGAUGUGGCACUGGUUACAUCUUUAAGGGAUGGAAUGAAUCUUGUCAGUUAUGAGUUUGUUGCUUGCCAAGCUUCCAAGAAAGGGGUACUCAUCUUGAGUGAGUUUGCAGGUGCAGCACAGUCUCUUGGUGCAGGGGCUAUCUUGGUGAAUCCUUGGAAUAUUUCAGAAGUUGCUUCUUCAAUCGGUUAUGCUUUGAACAUGCCAGCUGACGAAAGAGAAAAGAGGCACAACCAUAACUUCAGGCACGUGACAACUCACACGUCACAAGAGUGGGCUGCAACGUUUGUGAGUGAACUCAAUGAUACCAUUGUUGAAGCUCAAUUAAGGACAAGACAAGUUCUGCCCUUGCUUCCUGUCAACGAUGCAGUUGAACGAUAUACGCAAUCUAGUAAUCGUUUGCUUAUUCUGGGGUUCAAUGCUACUCUAACUGAACCAGUGCACACCCUUGGUAGACGGGGUAGUCAAAUUAGAGAAAUGGAACCCAGAUUGCACCCACAAUUAAAAGAACCCUUGAAGAAACUUUGCAAGGAUCAAAUGACAACUGUUGUUGUCCUCAGUGGAAGUGACAGAACCAUUCUGGAUGAAAACUUUGGAGAAUACAAUAUGUGGUUGGCAGCGGAAAAUGGGAUGUUUUUACGCCGUACAACUGGAAAAUGGAUGACAACAAUGCCAGAAAAUCUCAAUAUGGAUUGGGUCGACAGUGUAAAGCAUGUUUUCGAGUAUUUUACAGAAAGAACACCUCGAUCUCACUUUGAGCUCCGUGAAACCUCUCUCUUAUGGAAUUACAAGUAUGCAGAUGUUGAGUUCGGAAGACUUCAAGCAAGGGAUAUGUUGCAGCAUCUCUGGACAGGGCCUAUUUCAAAUGCAGCAGUCGAUGUUGUUCAAGGUCGCCGCUCAGUUGAGGUUCGAGCAGUCGGUGUUACAAAGGGUGCAGCAAUAGAUCGUAUUUUAGGAGAAAUAGUACAUAACCAAGGCAUGAAGGCACCCAUAGAUUAUGUCCUCUGUGUUGGCCAUUUUCUGGUGAAGGAUGAAGAUAUCUAUACGUUUUUUGAGCCAGAGCUUCCUAUUGAAACACCUCCUAUAGUAAGAUGCAGAUUACCAGAACCUGUUGGUUUACCUGUCCCAAAGAUUCCCUGUGGAAGAAGCCGUUCCAAGACUCACCUCAAGAAACAACGCUCCUUGUCAACUUUAGAAGGGAAUUAUCUGGGAAGUGGUGGAUGGCGACCAAUGGUUGAUGACAGAAUCUCAGUGCAUGAGGGUUCUUCAGUACUUGAUCUUAAGGGGGAGAACUACUUUUCUUGUGCUGUCUCAAGGAAGAGAUCAAAUGCUCGAUAUCUCCUUGGAACUACAGAUGAUGUUGUCACGCUCUUAAAGCAGCUGGCGGAUUGUCUUCAUUAAGUUGAUUGAUCUUGCUCAUGCCUUGAACUUAGAGGUUUGAGAUCCAAAUAAAGGAGCUAGAGAAGGAACGUUGAUUGUGGAUAAUUUGAAUCGUCUUUCUACUUGCGUACAAAAAAUUUUGGAUAGUAAAUUCAAAAAUUUUGGAUAAUUUGAAUUGGAGUCAGAUCAUAUAACAGAUAUAAGCAACAACAGAGUAAUGAUGAGAAGAACUCAUUAUGCCAUUCUUCAAAUAACAAUUUGAAUGAAGCAAAAAAUCUCAGAUUAUACUUUGGAAAUUGAAAUUAAAUUCCUUUCCUUUUGGAUUUUGAUGGGAAAAUCUAUCAGGAUGAUAGAUUGACUUUGUUAUGAUGCAACAUUAUUCUUACAAGUCAAUGAUUGAAAUCCUUUAUUGUAGUUC
Molecule: messenger RNA, 3471 nt
Organism: Manihot esculenta (cassava)
Lineage: Eukaryota; Viridiplantae; Streptophyta; Magnoliopsida; Malpighiales; Euphorbiaceae
Product: alpha,alpha-trehalose-phosphate synthase [UDP-forming] 1
Exons: 18
Coding region: 333-3074 (913 amino acids)
Biological process (GO): trehalose biosynthetic process
Cellular component (GO): cytosol
Molecular function (GO): alpha,alpha-trehalose-phosphate synthase (UDP-forming) activity
Source: RefSeq, a predicted model, not a curated record